This is a messenger RNA of Anneissia japonica, 1575 nucleotides long. RefSeq lists its product as uncharacterized. Gene Ontology annotation, molecular function: protein binding. Gene Ontology annotation, biological process: signal transduction. NCBI's taxonomy places the organism in Eukaryota, Metazoa, Echinodermata, Crinoidea, Comatulida, Comatulidae. The record is from RefSeq and is a predicted model, not a curated record. The coding region runs from base 237 to 1415 and encodes 392 amino acids. The transcript is spliced from 5 exons.
CUGCUCUGACACAACAUAAGCUCAGGCAACUAGCUGAAGAUUUGUUAAAGUGUGAAAUUAGCAACGGAAAUCUUGUUCCUCAACAAGCAGGAAAAUGUUGUAAUGAUCAAGAUUUGCUGUUCAUUUGCGACAAUCUGGAUCCCGAAUCAUGGAGGAGACUGGGAGUACGUCUUGGACUCAAGUGGACCGAUAUAAAAAAGAUAGCAAAAAACAACAGACUGGUUGAAGACUGCAUCAUGGAAUUGCUGGUUACUUGGAGGAAUAACCAAUCAAAGAGCCAACAAGUAUUAACCAUGGUGAACGCUUUGAGACAACAGAGUUUUGUUGGACUUGCACAACGUGUAUGUGAAAGGCAUGGUUACAGUGACGAGUCAGAAUUUGCAGCAACUCAAAUAAAUCAGCCUCAAAUUCCAACACCAGUUCAAAAAAAAUAUUUUGAUGAUCAAGAUUUGCUGUUCAUCUGCGACAAUCUGGAUUCCAAAUUUUGGAGGAGACUAGGAGUGCGUCUUGGACUCAAGCUGACCGAUAUUGAUAAGAUAGAAAACAACAACAUACAGGUGGAAGACUGCAUCAUGGAAUUUCUGGUUACUUGGAGAGAUAGCCAAUCAACAAACCAAGUACCAAUCAUGAUGAAUGCUUUGAGGCAAGAGAAGCUUUUUGGACUUGCAAAAAGUGUGUGUGAAAGGCAAGGCUACAGCGAUGAUUCAGAAGUUGCGCCAAUUGAGAUAAAUCUGAAUCAAAAAACAAAACCAAUGCAAGGAUCACCUCAUUCGUCCUCGACUGUGGAUGCAGCUUAUCCAUCCUCGACUAAGGAUACGCUUCAACCAUCAUCGUCCACGCAUGAGCAGUCCUGUAUGCAAGGCAUCCCCCCAGAGGAUUUUGUCCGUUUGCAGAAAGUUGUGUCAGAUUGGUGGAAGAAAUAUGCUAGUAUCGAUAUGCUGAAAGUUUUAAUUAGACAGUUUAAGGAACAGGUGGGUCUUGUUAACAUUGAAAACACAAAUAGUGUGAUGGCUUUAUUUAGUUUACUGAAAGCAAAUGGUUUAAUCAGCAUUUCAGAACAUGCCCUUAUUUUUGAGGCUGUUAAGAUUUGUCGGCUUGAUGGUGUUCAGUCAGAUAUUAACAAAAUAAAGCCAAAGUUUGAAAGUUUUAAAUUAGAAGAUGUGGAAAUCAGGAUAUUUUCCCCAUAUAGACAAAAUCUGAUCAGAUUUGGCAAAAUUUUGGACAGGUCGUCUAUUACUGAAAUUGGUUACUUUUAUGAAAUAAAUGAGAAAGUACACAAUGGGGAUCCAUGGCUUCUAAUAUGUGCACUGGAAGACAACAAAGUUAUCAAAGAAAAUUCAGCAGAGGAUUUGAUCAAAACAUUGAGAUCAAACAGAAUGGGCGAUUAUGCGGAUAUAUUAGAAGGUAACCAAUAACAAAUAUGGUUACGUCCUUUUGAGCCGAUCAUACUCAUUCAUGGUAGAGUGUAUUUGAUACUAGAAGUGAAUCAUAGAUACUAUUCGUAAAUUUUAUUUUAAGUGGAUAUCAAUUUAAUAAACGUAUUGACCAACCUAAAAUCUGGACCGAGUAUUUAUA